CAGAUUUCUUUCUUCUCCCAGAACCUGGCGAAGUGGUAACUCUGAAGAUCAGUCGUGCCGUGUCGGACCAUGUGAUUUUGAUGUUCGUCAGAAGCCGCUCUCAUUCGAAAUGACACCGGUCGUACACCAGGAUAAUGAGUUAAAGAAAUUGCUGAAUAAUCCCGCAAAAAAUGCUAACGAGGACGGAUCUAUGGCACCGCCGUUGUCGACCAACGUGCCGAGGCCCAGCACAUCGCAAAAUGUUAACCCGCAAUCGAUGAUGAGCCCGAUAGCGCUCGUUCACGGCACGAACGAAGUUCAGGAACCAGUUCUGCAAAACGUAGUGUCCACAGUCGACUUAAAAGUAGAACUGAAGCUCAUGUAUAUAAAUGUAAGGACGAGGAACUCUGAGUACAAUCCAGCCAGAUUCACCGGAUUGGUAAUGAGGAUACAAAAUCCCAGAGCGACCGCAUUAAUCUUCAGGUCAGGCAAAAUAGUGUGCACCGGUGCGAAAAACGAGGACGAGUCAUUGCUGGCGACGAAAAAGUUCGCCAAGAUAAUCCAAAAGCUCGGAUACCCUGUGAAGUUCACUUCUUUUAAGAUACAAAACAUCGUUGCGACGUGUGACUUGAAGUUUCCGAUUCAAUUGGAAAUGUUAAACCAAAAACACGGUCAAUUCUCGAGCUACGAGCCGGAAUUGUAUCCAGGUUUGACGUACAGGAUGUUGAAGCCUAGAGUAGUAUUAUUGAUAUUUGUGAACGGCAAAGUUGUGAUAACAGGGGCUAAAAAGCGGGAAGACCUGCAUGAGGCGUUGCAUCAUAUUUAUCCGAUAUUGAAGAGCUUUAGAAAGAAUGUAUUGUUUGCUCAUGAACAAAACAAAUAUUACGAUGAGUGAAGCGACAUAACACAAAAAUUAUUAAGUGAAAGAGAGAGAGAGAGAGAGAGAGCGCUGUGCAUUUCCAGUUACCUGAUAAUCCUAGAUAUAUAGCAAGAUAAUUAAGUAAAAUGCAAGAAGUCAGCGUUUUAUACAUUUGUACGUUUUUUGUAAUAAGAAUGUGAUAUAGGGGAGGCCGUAAAAUCUUGUUUUUAUUAAGUUUACGAGAUUACUGUCUCUUUCUUACGUCGAUCCUGCGAUCCACGCGAAUGAUGUUAUUUAAUAUGGUCGCUAAGGAUAUAUUUUCACUAAGCAUUAGAGCUAUAAGUUAUAUAUAGCUGUGUAAUAAACUCUCUAUAUCUCUUGUGCACGUUUUGAAGAAAUACACAGUUGUGAUGUGAUAAAAAUUGCGAUUAGGAAAACUGUAAAAGAAUAAUCGUUGCUUUUUAUAACAUGCGGUAAUUUGCACAAUAUAAAUUUCCAACGAUAAAUGCCGAAAGAGUGAUACGACUAAUAAGGACACCAUGUACCAUUCUUUAUUGUUAAAAUAUAUAUUUCAGAGACUUUACACAAUGAAAAUAAGCAUCGAUAUCGAUAUACUAUAUCAAAGUAAAAUAUAACGGACAAACAAUCGAUAACGUAUGUUGGGUGGACAGUUUUUUUUAUACAAUGUCCCGCUACAUCGGAAUCAUUUGGAAUGUAUACGUGGCGACGUCAAGUAGUAGGCUUUCCUUUGUGUUUCUGCAAAAUUUCAACCUACAUCUGGAUAUGUUGGAAUUUAACGGGGUAAACUCGUAGGAGUUCUAACGCCGGUGAACCUUGUGAAACUGCGUCCUGCGUGUCCCGUCGAGUCGAGAAAAAAAAAUCAAAAAGAACACCAUACCAAAAGUGGUUGCACUCGCAUCGUAAACCGAAGUAAUCUGUAACUGUUGCGUGUGGACAUACAAUUUUUAUGAUUACGGUUAAACUGUACACAUCUGUAUAUAAUUACAUGCUUCUGGCAAAAUCUCUA
Messenger RNA from Dinoponera quadriceps, 1865 nucleotides. RefSeq names its product TATA-box-binding protein-like (gene Trf). The transcript has 5 exons. NCBI's taxonomy places the organism in Eukaryota, Metazoa, Arthropoda, Insecta, Hymenoptera, Formicidae. Gene Ontology annotation, molecular function: DNA binding; RNA polymerase II general transcription initiation factor activity. The record is from RefSeq and is a predicted model, not a curated record. Gene Ontology annotation, biological process: DNA-templated transcription initiation. The coding region runs from base 110 to 874 and encodes 254 amino acids.